AUGCCAGCCCCAUUGACCACCAACAUCUUCAUCGCCGACCCAUCGGCUCACUCUUGGAAUGGACGCAUCUACGUGUACCCAUCCCACGAUCGCGAGAACAACAUCGGGUUCAACGACAGGGGAGAUCAGUAUGACAUGGUCGAUUACCAUGUCCUCUCGAUGGAUCGCGUUGGAGGAGAGGUCAUCGACCAUGGUGUGGUCUUGAAGUUGGAGGAUAUCCCGUGGGCUAGCAAGCAACUUUGGGCACCGGAUGCCGCAAAGGGUGCUGAUGGAAAGUACUACCUCUACUUCCCUGCCCGCAACAAGAAGGGUAUCUUCCAGAUCGGUGUCGCUGUUGGCGACAAGCCUGAGGGACCUUUCACCCCUGAGCCCGAGCCCAUCCCCGGUUCCUUCUCCAUCGAUCCCGCAGCCUUCGUCGACGAGGACGGCAGCGCCUACCUCUACUUCGGCGGCAUCUGGGGUGGUCAGCUCCAGUGCUACUCCAAGCCCGAGGGCGGCGAAUUCAACGCUGCUCUCGACGGACCCAACGAGCCAUCCGGCCCAGGCGUCCCCGCCCUCCACUGCCGCGUCGCCAAACUCAACCCCGACAUGCGCACGUUCUCCGAAACCGUCCGGGAAGUCCACAUCGUCGACGAGAAGGGCGACCUUUUGCUCGCUGACGACCACGACCGAAGGUUCUUCGAAGCUCCUUGGGUGCACAAGUACAAAGACACCUACUACUUCUCCUACUCGACCGGCGACACCCACUACAUCUGCUACGCCACCUCGAAAUCGCCUUAUGGUCCGUUCACCUACCGCGGCCGCAUCCUCGAGCCUGUUCUUGGCUGGACCACUCACCACAGUAUCGUCGAGCAUGAAGGAAAGUGGUACUUGUUCUACCACGACUGCGAGUUGUCGAAGGGUGUUGAUCACUUGAGGAGUGCGAAGGCCGUGGAGAUUUUCUAUGACGAGGAAGGAAACAUUAAGCCCGCUCAGGUUUAAAAGAGCUUUAAGCCUCGAUUGCUAUUCUUAUUACCUAUUUGGCGUGAUUCGUCUUAAAUGGACAGAGGAAGGAUUUAAAGUAGAUAGGAAGAUCAGAAAAAUUGUAUCAGUACUAGUAUUUGUGAAGCAAUGAAAGGAUGUCC
This is a messenger RNA of Coprinopsis cinerea okayama7#130, 1124 nucleotides long. RefSeq names its product beta-xylosidase. Bases 1 to 981 code for a protein of 326 amino acids. Lineage: Eukaryota; Fungi; Basidiomycota; Agaricomycetes; Agaricales; Psathyrellaceae. Gene Ontology annotation, molecular function: hydrolase activity, hydrolyzing O-glycosyl compounds. Gene Ontology annotation, biological process: carbohydrate metabolic process. The record is from RefSeq and is a predicted model, not a curated record. The transcript has 2 exons.